UUUGUUUUGGUUUUGUGCUUGCUCUUUUGCAGUGCUGUAAAGCGUCGAACAAUAACAUACCACUGACAUAUUAUUUGCCGCUUUUAGGUUGGGAUGCACAAGAUAGGCAGUGUCCACUGUAACUGAACACGUUGUGCCAAUCAAUGCACUGUCAUCCAGUGUUGUUUCAAAUGAACAAGGUAAACAUGAAGUUUGUUAUUAAAAAUAUAGCUAAAAGCUCUGGACGCCUUGGCCAACUGAGAAUUAAGGAGGAUGUGGAGCUGAGCACACCACUGCUGAUGCAGACCACCAAAGGUGGCAGCAUACCCUAUUUAAGCGCCGAAGUAUUUGAAAUGCUGUUAAAACAGCAACAACAGCAACAAUUUUUGUUACAACUUACACUAUGUAGUAUGGAUCAAAUGGCCGAGUCCUUGGGACAAUGGAGUCGCAGCCUGUGCGACUACGUGGGGUAUCCGGGGCAAAGUACGCUGCUGCUGCUGCGAGAUCCUUGCGAGGCAACGCCAACAGGUGGUAACGAUCGAGACGUGGUGCCGAUGUUCACCAGGCGUGGCAAGGAAGCGCUGACAGCUAAGCGUUAUAUGGAAAUGGUGGCACAGUUUAGGCCAGAUGUAUAUCAGGGCAUGUGCGAUGCAGACACUCAUCCUGAGAGCACCAAGAAGCGCGUCCAGAAAUCUGUAGAUCGCACCGAGAAAUUUAUGGAGGAGUGCUAUGCAGAGCAAGCAGGCAAGCAGGAGAGUUUUAGCCAAUGUACAAUGCUGGCACCACUUGUGGGUGGCUAUAGCACAUAUGCACGGACGCAGUCUAUUCAGCAUGCACGCAAGCAACCAUCGGAGAGCUACGGCGGUUAUAUAUUUGAAGGAUUCCAUACCAAUGGCUUGGCGGCCACCAAUUUAAAAAGCGAACAAUUGCUGCCCAUUGUAGAGCACUGUAUGCAGCAACUGGAGACGGAUAAGCCGCGCUUUAUGCCUGGCGCUUUUACGCCGCCAUUGACAUUGGAACUCAUACGCCUUGGGGCGGAUGUCUUUGAUACCAGCUAUGCCUAUCUAGCUGCUGCUAACUACAAAGCACUUACCUUCAACUAUGACAAGGAUGCAGUGCCGGCAGUGCAAGCAGUGUUCUUAGAUGUUACAGAUGACGAGCUCAAAGAGCAGUUUACGCCGCUGUUGAGCAACUGUAGCUGCCUGGCCUGUCGCCAGCACACACGUGCCUAUCUGCAUCAUCUUUACAAGACGCACGAGCUGCUGGGUCCCAUACUGUUGAUGAUGCAUAAUCUGCAUCAUUAUCUAGGCUUCUUUGAAGUCAUACGUACACAGCUGGCGCAGGAUGAGCUGCCACAGCUAUUGGCGCUGCUUACAAGCCAAGGAAGCUACAGCAUACAGCCUAAUACCAAAGUGAUCGCCAAGGCGGCAAUGGGCAAAGGCUUCAGUUCCAAUGCAGCAUGAGUUUUGUAAAAAAUAAAUCUGUUUA
Molecule: messenger RNA, 1467 nt
Organism: Drosophila busckii
Lineage: Eukaryota; Metazoa; Arthropoda; Insecta; Diptera; Drosophilidae
Product: queuine tRNA-ribosyltransferase accessory subunit 2
Exons: 3
Coding region: 144-1442 (432 amino acids)
Molecular function (GO): tRNA-guanosine(34) queuine transglycosylase activity
Source: RefSeq, a predicted model, not a curated record